Messenger RNA from Fusarium mangiferae, 1545 nucleotides. RefSeq lists its product as uncharacterized. The coding region runs from base 1 to 1545 and encodes 514 amino acids. Gene Ontology annotation, biological process: microtubule anchoring at mitotic spindle pole body; protein localization to mitotic spindle pole body; mitotic sister chromatid segregation. Lineage: Eukaryota; Fungi; Ascomycota; Sordariomycetes; Hypocreales; Nectriaceae. Gene Ontology annotation, cellular component: mitotic spindle; MWP complex; microtubule organizing center. The record is from RefSeq and is a predicted model, not a curated record. The transcript has 3 exons. Gene Ontology annotation, molecular function: protein binding.
AUGCAUCCAUCACGUGUCUUCAAAGGAUUCACAGCAUCACCUCAUUGCGUGCCCAGCCCCGACGGAAGAUUUAUUGCUACCCUAUCAUCGCAGAGCAUCACAGUGCGCUUGGUUUUCUCGCUCUCGAUUGCGCAUGUGGUCAAAUUGCCCUCAGAUCUCACGACGCCUGUAACCACACUCGCAUGGUCACCUUCAUCGUCUCGUAUCCUUGUUGCAAGUGCCGAUCAGAUUCAUGUCUUGUCAAUAGUUGACUCGUCAUUUCGUGCCACGAUCAAGAACCCUGCAGUUGGAGGUGGAAAGCAGACACUUGUACAGUUUGGCGCCCAUGAUGAUGAGGUCUUUGCCUGUGCUGCAUUUGGCCUCAAGUUUUCCAUUUUCGAUCUAUCAACUUCCAAAGCUAUCGAGAUAAGCAACCCCAAGUUUUAUCUCCCCUCUUCCGCCCCCAGGGGCCUUUCUGUACGACCUCAGACGUCACAUCUUGCCAUCCUGACCCGGACAAAUGGUCGAGAUGCUAUCAGCAUUCACCACCCCAUAUCGAGGCAAGUUCUGCGAUCUUGGUACCCGGAAACAGUCGACGCUCAUGGUUUGAAAUGGACCCCUGACGGCCAAUGGCUUCUGCUGUGGGACGCCCCGGCACAUGGGCAUAAGCUCUUACUCUACACCCCCGACGGCCAGCCUUUCCGCUCCAUCCUGGCGUCCAGCAUCACGGGAGGCGAGGAUGCCGACUUCGAGACGGGGUUUAAGAUUUGCAAUCUCAGUCCUGACGCGUCGUUAUGUGUCAUGGGCGAUGGCAGCAGAACAGUGGGCGCUUUCAGCACGCAGACAUGGAGAGGUGGUCUGAAACUUGUACAUCCCACUACAGUCGUCCCCAAGGACACCCUGCAGGUCUGGCAGGAGCAGCUGAACGAUUCAUCCCAUGGAGGGAUCCCGUGUACAUUUCUUCGUGCGAACCAGAUGGUCGCACCUCCGAACCGAUUGGUCGACGGCAAGGUCCCUAACGAGGUCAGAGCUGGAUGCUCUUCGUUGGCCUUUGAUGCAUCUUCAACUCUGUUAGUUACCAAGCUUGAUGAUACCCCUACCACGCUGUGGAUCUGGGAUGUCACCGCAGCUGAGCUCCGGGCAGUACUCAUGUUUCACUCAGUCGUGGACUUUCAUUGGCAUCCCACUGCCCGCGAGCUUCUUCUCGUGACAUGCCAAGAUGAAAAGUAUCGCGGUGUGUCCUUUGUUUGGGACCCCCUGUCCGAAGGCCCCAAGCCAGUCUCUUUGGGCGCUUAUUUGCCAAACGGAAAGACCAUUGGAAGGACCAGAACAACAUGGAUCAACAGUGAUCCCGAAUUCCCGGUUGUGAUGAUCUCAGACGCGCAAAACGGAGUCUUAGUAUCGUGCUCAGAUGGGGCACAAUGCCCGACUCCAUGGCGUGAAGGGGCAGUUGGCGAUAGAACCAUAGGAUCGGUACAGGAUCUUGGAGAUACCGUCGACAUAUCUUCUCUGAUGCCGGACGACACAUCCACUUUGGACGAUACCUUCUCUUUCAAGCACGUAUAA